Tinamus guttatus (white-throated tinamou) is the source of this 518-nucleotide messenger RNA. The record is from RefSeq and is a predicted model, not a curated record. NCBI's taxonomy places the organism in Eukaryota, Metazoa, Chordata, Aves, Tinamiformes, Tinamidae.
GACAGACACACCUGUGGACUGCAGUUGCCAGAAGUCACUGCUUUGAAGUUAACUCGCCUGUUGCUUUACUGAUGUAAGAUGGAGGAUGGGAGGAAAGUCCACGUAGUUGUCAUUGGAUGGGCAUGCACAACGCUGUGCUUGGUUUCAUAUGCGGCCGCAUUCUCUCACGGAGCGAGUCCCUCUGCCUGUACUGACAUGAUGCCCCAGCACAUGAGAGCUCAGCUGCACAGUCCCAGGAACAACUACGUCACUAUCCAUACCAAUAUGUCCUUCUUCCCAGGUGACAAGGUACCAGUGACCGUGAGGAGUAGCCGGGAUUUUAUGGGCUUUUUGCUUCAAGCUCGCAAGGUGUCUAAUGAUGAAAUUGCUGGCACAUUUGUUUUUAUUCCUCCUGGUUCCAAAUUGCUGACUUGUUUUGAAGAUGGUGAUACUGUCACCCACUCCGACAAAUCCCUGAAAAGAAACUUGUCCUUUGUGUGGAAAGCACCAGACCAACCUAUUGGAGACAUCAAGUUUUU